AUGACGGUGCUUCCUCCAGUGUUCCAGACUUUGCAACCGCCGAUGAUGCAAGCGAACAACCGCCAGGCCUACUGCUGUACGAAUGCGCUUGGUAGCUCAGCCUCCCAGCAACCGAUUGGUUCAAGCCUUUUCCAGCCAUUACGGUUUCCAGUCAAUAUGCCGCCUCCAUUAUUCGAGCAUCAUACCUAUAACUAUUCCGUUAUGCAAUCGUCCUUGUUUUACAAAGCAACAAAUGUUCAAAAUUGCGGCGUUCCUCCGCAACCAAAACCUACUCUCGAUAGCAGUACACCGCGAGUAAAUCAGGGCGAAACUACGGUUCCAAUCAAUAUUCCAACCAGCGUGGGAAGUUGCAGCAGCACCUCGCCAUCCUUGGCUACUGAGAACGAUGACCAUAUCGACGGGGAUGUGCCGAACACCGAACACAUUGAUGAGUUGAUCGAGAUUGCUUUGCAAGGAUGUAAGCUGGCAGAAUCGUUAGCUACCAACUACCAGAAGCGUCCCUGUUUCAAGAAAAUAGAUAGCCUAUGCGCUCGCUUGAAACAGGACUUAUUGAAACCGGAUAAUGUACUGUCCAAUAUCAACUCGCAGGGCCUUGCAUGGGCAGUGAAGGAUUUCAUAUUUGUGUUCACCAGAAUUAUGAAUGCCUGGAACAUAAUCAAGGGAUACGCUCGUAGUGAGCCACGAGGUUUGGCGUACGUUCAACAGGAACUAUGCCCAAACUUUCUGAAGGCCUUUGGACAGUGGCACAAAUCAACCCUACAGCUAACCCAAUCGCUGGUCACAUCGUUCACCAAUUUAGAUAAGCUGGCCAAAUCACACCGUGGUAGUGCCACUGGUUUUCCAAUGACUCUCUUACCUGGCGGGUACCGUUAUGAAAGCAGCACCGCUGAUGCCGAACCACAGGGCGAAGGUGCUGUUAGUUUUCCCAAUAACGAUGGCGAGUACAUACGCACCGGUGUGUACAAAACGUUGCGCAAACCCCCAGGAUUCGAUGAUCUGCCAAAAGCAAUGCAAAAGAUUAAUGUACACGAUCAAAACGAUACAGAUGCGUGCCGAGAGCAACGAUUUACAAUGAGCGUAAGCAGCCAAGAAUCGUCAUCACCAUCAACACCGCUUUCUCCUGUGACGACUUUACCGGCUGCGCCACCACCAUCACCAGCGGACCAGAUCCAAGAACAUGGAAUGUCCGACGAAGAAUGGAACGAAUUGUUCAAUCGAAGCGAAUUGCAGGAAACAUGUCCUAAUGAUGUAGUGGAAGCUUAUUCUACCCUUAUGCGUCGAGUGCUGGAGAUUAAGGAGUCUGAAUAUUUCAUAAAUAUUUGGAUUACUAAAGCAUAUUUUCCCGAUUUCUACCUGUGCGGACCUUCGUUCAACGAUCUGCGAACGAUCUUUUCUAACACCAAGAAGGGAAUUUACCCGAACAUUAAGGCUCUGCUAUCGGAUCUGCAAAAAUUGAUCAAAGCUUGUAUGACAUAUCUCAACGUACAUCUCCAGGAAUAG
Messenger RNA from Anopheles darlingi, 1500 nucleotides. It is a transcript of the gene mtsh, whose product is annotated as protein mitoshell. The coding region runs from base 1 to 1500 and encodes 499 amino acids. The transcript has 5 exons. NCBI's taxonomy places the organism in Eukaryota, Metazoa, Arthropoda, Insecta, Diptera, Culicidae. Gene Ontology annotation, molecular function: protein binding. The record is from RefSeq and is a predicted model, not a curated record.